CCACGCCUCCCCGCCGAUGACGCGGCGGGCGGGGCUUGGUCCUGAGCGGUCCCGGCUGGCAACCGUUCGAGCGGCACCGGGCUUGCACGGAGAUCGAAUCGCAGCAUCUCGGCUGGAGGAGUAGCCGCGGUUGUGGUCCGCUAUCUCCCGGAACCAGCGGGGACGUGUUCGAUUCGGACCCGCGAUAAGGGAGCGCGUUGAAGCCGAGGACCGAACCGCACUCGAGCCGAGACGAUGUCCCGAUCCGGUGGAGCUGCUGCGGGGAAAAGUUUACCACGAGUCGGCCUGCGGUCGCCCCGUCCACGCUAACGAGAUGGCAGAGCGGAGCGGCUGCGAUGUCCUCGGCGUUCCGGUGCCCAUGCGCCGCGGCGGCUCCGAGUCCAACCUGGACGUGGUGGACAGCGUGGGACGCGACGGCGUGGGCCUGGACUUCAACAAGGGGGCGCUGGGCAUCGACGGCCUGCAGCAGAAGAUCCUCAAGGUGACGGAACAGAUCAAGGUGGAGCAGACGGCGCGGGACCAGAACGUGGCGGAGUACCUGAAGCUGGUCAACAACGCCGACAAGCUGCAGGUGCUGCGCAUCCGUCAGGUGUUUGAGAAGAAGAACCAGAAGUCGGCCCACACGAUCGCCAGGCUGCAGAGGAAGCUGGAGCAGUACCACCGCCGCGCCAGGGACAGCGAGGCCAACGGCAGGCACGGCCAGAAGGACGGCGCCCGGGACUCGGGCGGCCACAGCAAGGAGGGCAGCCUGCGCGACGUCAGCGCCUCGGGGCGCCACCCCACGCUGGAGAAAGUCAAGACCAUCGGGCCCGGCGUGUCGCUCUCGCCGCCGUUCUUCUUCAACAAGUCGCGCAACUUCGCCAAUCUCAUUCGCAACAAGUACGGCAGCGCCGACAACAUCGCGCACCUCAAGAGCAUGGACGCGGGCUCGGGGCUCCACCCCGAGGGCGGCGGCCGCAGCCUGAGCGGCAGCGCCGGCGCCGUGGCCAAGGCCGGGAAGUACCACAGCGACGACGAGUGCUCUACCGGGACCUCGGCCUCCGCCGACUCCAACGGCAACCCGGCCGGCGGCGCCGGGCAGCUGGCCGAGGUCCUGGACGUGGUCCGCGACAUCCGGGAGUCUCAGACCCAGCUGAGGGACGACAUAGAAGCGCUCAGCACGCAGUUUCAACGGGACUACGGAUACUUCACGCAGGUCCUGCAAGAGGAGCGGUACAGGUACGAGCGCCUGGAGGACCAGCUGAACGACCUGACGGAGCUCAACCAGCACGAGACCAGCAACCUGAAGCAGGAGCUGGCCAGCAUCGAGGAGAAGGUGGCCUACCAGGCCUACGAGAGGGCGCGCGACAUCCAGGAGGUGCUGGAGUCGUGCCAGACGCGCGUGUCCAAGCUGGAGCUCCAGCAGCAGCAGCAGCAGCAGACGGUGCAGCUGGAGAACUCGGACGCCAAAGUGCUGCUGGGCAAGUCCAUCAACAUCAUGCUGGCCUUCGCCACCGUCAUCCUGGUCUGCGUGUCCACGGCGGCCAAGUUCGCCGCCCCGCUCCUGCGCAGCCGCCUGCGCGUGGCGCUCACCGGCGUGGGCGUGUCGGUCCUGGCGGUCAUCUGGAAGAACUGGGACCAUUUGCAGCGCGCCCUGGAACGGCUGCUGCUGCCGCGCUGAGGAAGAAGCCCGAGACUGAACUGGUCACAGCGAUGCCUUCAGGGUACGUGGGAAAAGAUCAACUUCACGGACCACCUGACAUCUUUUCCUUGCGGGAGAAUGGAAAGGCGAUUUUCUGCGUCGAGGUCAGUGUUUCACCAAGGCACGGGAAAUAAAAAAAAAAAAAAAAAAGAAAAGAAAAAUGAAAAAAUACAAAUUUCACAUAGCACUCGAAAAAAUAUCCCAAAAAUGAUACAACAGUGCGGCCUUGAGAGAAGAGUUUUGAACAUUCCGUAAUUCAGCACACCUAAUGUCGGUUUUUUUUCGCCCACUGAAAUGCCGAUAAACCGUUUCAGCGUCCCAAAAAGAAAAUUCUUUGGCUCAUGUGCUUUUUAUGGGGAAAAAUAUAAUUUUAUGAAAUUGUAUUUUAGAAAAAAAAUACUGUAAUGAGCCAAUUCAAUCAAAUGUUAAGAAUGGAAAAAAAUUUUUUUUUUUUUUUUGCCCCAAUUCAGUGGCUUUUGUGCUGCUCCUUGUGUGCACACUUUGGCCAUCAGGGGUCAGUAUAAUGCAGAUGUACCGCUGGACAUGGUCGGAGGUCAGUAACGUGCAGUAAUAUUUUUCAUUCUUCGCUUAGGAUAAAGAAUACAUUUUUGUGUGUGUUGUUGUAUGUCUACGUGUUUUGCGUCCCAGCUUAUGCUCAAGUAUUUUUUUUUAAGGGUGAUAACGCUUUGACACAAUUCUAUUUGUUAGCCUGUGUAGUUUUUUUUCAAUUAUUGUUUCUUGAAGCUAAAUCCAUAAUAAUAAUACAAAUAAUAACACAUAAAUAUCUAAAAAUAAAUAAAUAAAAAUAAUAAUAAUAAUCACAUCUAAAAAAAAUAAAAUUAAAAAAAAAAGAUUUGAAUAAGCUUUUCACGCUAUUAUUGGUUGUUGUUGGUUUGUCCUCUCAAGUCAAAAACUUUAACUUUAGUUAAUUUGAGUGACUCGUAUCUCAAGGCGGCGCUCCACGCGGAAAUAAUGACAAAAGUCUCAAUUUGCUCUCAAUUAGAAGUUCAUUUUGCACCUUCUUCGAUCGCUGGACACAAGCGCCACAAAGGUUUACUCAUUUUAUCCCUUUAUUGUGUCUUUGUGUGCUUUUCUCGCGUGUUUUUGUGGCCAUUUUGGACAACGAGCUUUCUGUGAGGAGGAGCAUUAUUUUCAUGGCGUCUGGUCACUGCCACGGAUUUGAUGCGAUGGACUGACGUGUUUGACAAACCGUGAAAAUGGCGGUGCGGCCUCCACAAUUCACGAAACCGUCGUCAAUCUUUUUCUCAUUUCCCGACCGUCGAGUCUUUUGUGAAAUGUUUCAUGUUCAGAAAAUCGUGCUGGUCGACGGCCUUGAGUGACAUUUUGUGCUGCAUUCAAGCGCAGCGGCGACAGUUCAAAGCGAUCCCAAGUGGCGCCUAUUUUUAAGAAAAAAAUAAUAAUAACUGCCACCAUUUUUUUUUUUGCACUCUUGACUUGAAGACUCGCCAAUCCCCCCCCCCCCAAACAAGAUGCUGAGAGGAUGAAGUUUGUUUGCGAAAUGGCGUUGCCUCAGCCCCCCCAUGUGGCCUUCACCUCUUCAGACUGGAGCGCAAACGUCCCGCGAGACCCGAAUGCGGCACGGUUGCGUGGACGUGGCCAUCAAACCUGAUGCCGCUGUGAAGACGACGGGCCUGGCACCCCUUUUUUUUUUUUUUUUUUGUCCAAGUGUAU
Syngnathoides biaculeatus (alligator pipefish) is the source of this 3373-nucleotide messenger RNA. Its product is annotated as transmembrane and coiled-coil domain protein 3-like. The transcript is spliced from 6 exons. Gene Ontology annotation, cellular component: endomembrane system. NCBI's taxonomy places the organism in Eukaryota, Metazoa, Chordata, Actinopteri, Syngnathiformes, Syngnathidae. The coding region runs from base 314 to 1660 and encodes 448 amino acids. The record is from RefSeq and is a predicted model, not a curated record.